AACACAGGGUCAGACAUUGAUUCCUCGUUUUCUUCCUCCUUCUGUACGGAGCUGGAUGAACAGAUGUUGGUUGCCAUGGAGACACUGGAGAGGCCUCAAAGGUCACAGAAAGCCAAUAAGAUCAGAGCUGGCCUGACAUCAACACCAGGAUGUGUGACCCCGUUACCAAGACGACAGUCCCAGCUGAUGAAGUCCCUGUUCACCCUCCAGAGUCCCCUAAAUGACAGCUUCCUCUCCCCCUUCCCCUCCCAGAACAAAACCUCCAAUACAAAGAAAGGGGAGGAAAACCUGACCCCUGCCACUGCAAAUAGCUCUGUUAGACUUAGUAGAGGGGGAAAGCCCAACAGAAAGAAACCAAGAAAUGUAUUAAAUGAAAUUGUCAAUGAAAAAGUAAAGGAAGGUGGAGGGGGUGUAGAGGAAGAGGAGAAUAUGAUUCACCUUGAUGUGAUAGGUCAAAGGUCAAGGACAGAAGAAAAUACUGAUGACGUUAGUUCAGAAACACAGGAAAGGGUGGCUGAAAAUCAAGAGAUGAUGGAAAAUGCGAAUGCUGGUGAGUUUUUGACAGAAGACAAGCUGUUAUUAAGUAACUGGGGACUUCCUGACCCUGUAUUAAAACAGUACACAGAUAAGGGGAUCACCUCAAUGUUUUCCUGGCAAGCAGAAUGUCUAUGUUUACCCGGGGUAUUAGGAGGAGGUAACUUGGUAUACUCGGCCCCCACUAGUGCUGGUAAAACAAUGGUGGCAGAACUCCUGGUCCUGAAGCGAGUUCUAGAGACAAAGAAGAAAGCCAUCUUUAUCUUACCUUUUGUGUCUGUGGCCAGAGAAAAGAUGUUCUAUUUACAG
Molecule: messenger RNA, 843 nt
Organism: Saccostrea cuccullata (small rock oyster)
Lineage: Eukaryota; Metazoa; Mollusca; Bivalvia; Ostreida; Ostreidae
Exons: 4
Molecular function (GO): nucleic acid binding; ATP binding
Source: RefSeq, a predicted model, not a curated record